AUGAAGAUUGAGCUGGAAAACAAUUUGAUUAUUUUUCUGGUCUUAUGUACUCUCCACUUUUCAGGGUUUGAAGCUAAUGCCUUAUCUUAUGAUUACACAGCAAGCAUUGAGUGUUUAGAAAAUCCUCACAAACCUCUGUACAGUGGAGGAAUCAUCUUGAAUCCAGAGUUGAAUGUUGGCCUGAAAGGAUGGCAUGCAUUCGGAGAUGCAAAACUGGAACAUAGAGAGCUUGCUGGCAACAAAUUCGUUGUGGCUCGUGGCAGGAAUCAGCCAAGUGAUAGUGUCUCACAGAAGCUUUAUUUGCAAAAAGAGAUGCUGUACUCUUUCUCUGCUUGGAUACAAGUAAGCGAAGGAAAUGCUCCUGUAGCAGCGGUUUUCAAAGCAGCAACAGGAUUCAAACAUGCUGGCGCAGUUGUUGCUGAAUCUAACUGCUGGUCUAUGCUAAAGGGUGGCUUCACUCCAGAUGCCUCGGGCCCAGCCGAACUUUACUUUGAGAGCAAGAACAGAUCAGUUGAAAUUUGGGUUGAUAGCAUCUCACUCCAACCAUUCACCCAAGAAGAGUGGAAAUCUCACCAAGAUCGAAGUAUUAGAAAGAUUCGUAAAGCAAAUGUGAGAAUCCAAGCAGUUGAUAAACAAGGCAAUCCCCUGCAGAAUGCUACAAUUUCCAUUGAACAGAAGAAACCAGGAUUUCCAGUCGGUUGUGCUAUAAACAAAAAUAUCCUGACAAACACCGCCUACCAGAAUUGGUUUACCUCCAGGUUCAAAGUCACAACAUUUGAAGACGAAAUGAAGUGGUACAGCACCGAAGUGUCCCGAGGCCAUGAGGACUACUCACCCGCCGAUGCCUUGCUUAACUUUGCCAACAAACAUAACAUCGCGGUUCGAGGCCACAACGUCAUCUGGGACGAUCCCAAGUUCCAACCGGGCUGGAUUUACUCACUUUCUCCAACAGCUCUGUCUAUGGCUGUCGAUAAAAGGAUAAACUCCGUAAUGUCAAGAUACAAGGGCCAGCUUAUUGCAUGGGAUGUUGUUAAUGAAAACCUACAUUUUUCAUUUUUUGAAAGUAAGUUAGGGAAGCAGGCUUCCGCAAAAUUUUAUAGGUUGGCUCACAUGGCUGAUGGGACGGUCCCUUUAUUUUUGAAUGAUUACAAUACCAUAGAGGACAGCAGAGAUGGGAAAGCCGCAGCAGCUAAGUAUCUUCAAAAGCUGAGAGAAAUUAAAGCUUUUCCUGGCAACAGAAAUUCGCGGAUGGGGAUUGGGCUUGAGGCCCAUUUUUAUACUCCAAACCUUCCUUACAUGAGAGCUUCCAUUGAUACUCUUGCUGCCACUGGAUUGCCCAUUUGGCUUACAGAACUUGAUGUUCAAAGCAGCCCCAAUCAGGCCAAGUAUUUGGAGCAGGUUUUGAGGGAAGCACAUUCUCACCCCAAGGUGGAUGGCAUUGUACUGUGGGCAGCAUGGAAACCACAAGGGUGUUACAAGAUGUGUUUAACUGAUAACAGUUUCAAGAACUUGCCCACUGGGGAUGUUGUGGACAAACUGUUGCAGCAAUGGGGUUCUAAGGCCCUGCUGGGAUUCACAGACUCUGACGGUUUCUUUGAGGCCUCCCUCUUUCACGGAGACUAUGAAGUCAACGUCACACAUCCUUCUUCUUUGGCUCACAGCUUCAUGGUCGUUUCAACUAAUGCAUCCCUGCAAUCGCCACUGAUAUUUCAAGUUUCUGUACGAGCAAAUUUAGACAAUAUUACUAAAUUCGAGGAUUUAAAUAAUAAUAAUAAUAAUUAAAUAAGAAAUAAAUUUCAAAUGACGAGCCAGGCUUAACCGAGCUCACCAAACUCAACCAUUCGUGUGGACACCUCUA
Molecule: messenger RNA, 1858 nt
Organism: Theobroma umbraticum
Lineage: Eukaryota; Viridiplantae; Streptophyta; Magnoliopsida; Malvales; Malvaceae
Source: RefSeq, a predicted model, not a curated record